AUGCACUAUCUUAAAAAAACUGUAACUCUGCCUGAAGAUGAAGAUGAAGAAUAUAAUACAAAUUCAUUGGAUAAAUUAAAUAAAAUUACAAACCAAGAUCAAUUAAAUGAAAGUAGUGAUAAUAAAGAUACAGUCAGUAAUCAACAAUUACAAUUCAAAAACCAUCAUGCUAUUAAGUUACCUGAUACUACUGAAGGUGUUUUAAAAAAGAUAAAAGCUGCUAUUUAUUUAAAUAUGUGUCAAUAUUGGGAUUUUCCAAAAGAAAUUACUUUACUUUUAGCAUUGUUAGAUCCUCGACACAAAAAACUUAAAUUUGUUACAGAACAACAAUGUAAUGUAGUAAUUGAUAAACUAAAUGAAUUAUAUCGAAUUGAACAAGCUAUUAUUCUAGAAGAAUCAAAUAAUAGCUUAUUUGUUGACCUAUCUGAAUCAUUAGCUACAAAUGAAUUUUCUAAUAUUGAUCAAGUUAAUUAUUCUUUGUUUAAAAUAUAUGAAGAUUCAGAUGAUAAUAAUGAUAAUAUGUCUAAUGAAGUUGUUCGAUACUUAACUUUGCCAAAAGAAGCUCCAAAAUAUAAUAUAUUAGAAUGGUGA
This is a messenger RNA of Cetraspora pellucida, 591 nucleotides long. Lineage: Eukaryota; Fungi; Glomeromycota; Glomeromycetes; Diversisporales; Gigasporaceae. The record is from the annotation of a GenBank genome assembly.